AUGGGAACAAAAUGGACUCCUGGAUCUUCCCUACUUGUGCUCCUCUACUAUGGGCAGCUCUUUCCUUGGCUUAGGAUUGUGGGUGAUCCAAGCUUAGAUGACCACAUGAUGCCCUUCCUGGAGAUGUGUACUACUGAGACAAAGCUGUUCCUGAAGUUUUAUGAUCAAACAGCCAAGAUUGUGUUGAAUCAGUUCACAGAGGCCACUUGGAACUAUGUCACCAGCAUCACCAAGUCAAAUCAGGAGGAAAUACUGCUGAAGGAGGUAGAGAGGUCCCAGUUCAUGAUAUACUUUGGCACCUGGGCCCACCUAUUUAAGAUUGCCCAGUUCCAGGACACAGCUGUGAAGCACAUGCUGAGUAAGCUGCAGGACAUAGGCAAGGUGGCCACCUUGCCCCAGGACGAGCUCUGGGAGUACAACUAGCUUCUGUCCUACAUGGAGACGACAUAUAGCAGGGCCCAGGUGUGCCUGGAUGAGGGGCCCUGCAUGCCCCUUGAGCCUGCUGAGUGCACAGAUCUUGAAGAAAUCAUGGCCACCUCCAGGGACCAGAAUGAGCUCCUGUGGGCCUGGGAGGGCUGGCGGGACUCUGUGGGUCACAUCCUCCGCCCCAUCUUCUGGCGCUACGUGGAGGUCAGCAACAAAGCUGCACAGCUCAAUGGCUACAAAGACAUGGGAGCUUUGUGGUGUGCUAAGUAUGAAUCAGACACCCUGGAACAAGACCUGGAGCAACUUUACCGAGAGCUGCAGCCGCUCUACCUCAACCUGCAUGCGUAUGUGCGCCGCACCCAGCACCGCCACUGUGGGCCUGAACUCAUCAAUUUGCGGGGACCCAUCCCUGCCCGUCUGCUGGGGAACAUGUGGGCUCGGUCCUGGGUCAAGAUCCUAGACCUGGUCCUGCCUUUCCUUAAGAAGCCCCUCAAGGACAUCAAGAAGAUUAUGAGAAUGCACAUGUACUCCCCCUUCCCCGCACCCCUGGAAGCCUGGGAAAGCAAAUUCUUCACCUCCUUGGGGCUGUCUGCCCCACCUGAUUUCUGGAAAAAGUCAGUGCUGGAGAGGCCGACUGAUGGGCAGGAGGCGGAAUGCCAAACCUCUGCCUGGGACUUCUACACUGGCGAUGACUUCAGGAUAAAGAAAUACACGGAAGUGACCAUAGGAGACCUGCUCUCCAUCUUCCACCAGAUGGGUCAUAACCAGUACUUCUUGCAAUGCCAGAACCCCCCUGUAAUCUUCCAUGAAGGUGCCAACCCUGCUUUGGGGGAUGCUGUGGGAUCAAUAGCCACUCUCUCUGCCCCUUCCCACAAGCACCUGUUCACCACAGGCCUGCUCAGCCUCCAGCUCCAGGACUCAGAGGAGGAAAUCAACUUCCUGCUGGGCAUUGCCCUGGAGAAGAUCGCCUUCAUCCCCUUCAGCUAUCUGGUGGACGUGUUUCGCUGGAAGGUCUUUGAUGGCACCAUCCAGAAGCACAUCUACAACCAGGAGUGGUGGAAGCUCAGGUUAAAGCACCAGGGGCUGUGGCCACCUGUUCCUCGGACAGAGGAUGACUUUGACCCAGGUGCCAAGUUCCAUGUUUCUGCCAGUGUGCCCUAUAUUCGGUAUUUCCUUAGCUUAGUGCUCCAGUUCCAGCUUCACAAGGCACUGUGCAAUGCCUCAGGCCAUGUAGGUCCGCUGCACCAGUGUGACAUCUCUAGCUCCAAGAUGGCUGGGAAGAUCCUGGGGAAUGCCCUGAAGCUGGGCUCGAGCAGGCCCUGGCCAGAGGUCCCAAAGGAGCUGACUGGGCAGUCCAACAUGUCUACAAAGGCCCCCAUCAAGCCACUCCUGAACUGGCUAGUGGCUGAGAAUGUGCGGCAGGGAGAAAUCCUGGGCUGGCCAGACUUCACCUGUUCCUUUGAAGAAAGAACAAACAAAGUGGAUUUACUGGGUCUGCUGUUGAAGCCUGGCCAGGUUACAUUUGGGCAGUGGGUGCUGCUGUUUCUGAGCUUUGUCAUGUUCCUGGUGGUCCUGGGACUGGCCUACAGGCUGUACUUCCUGGAAAAAUGGUCACUAGACCAGGACAGCAUGAUACUCAGUUCCCUGCCCUCCACCUAUUUCCUGGGAGUGGCCAUGGAGCCCCAACAGGCUACCCGAAGACAGUGGAUCCUGCUGGGCCUCUGCUUCAUCCUCAUGCUUUGUGUGAUCAGCAUAACCAUUUGGAUCUUCACAUACCACCACAGGAAGCCUCCAUGGAUGAGAGCUGAAUGGUAGAGCAAGGAUUAGCCACCAGUGAGACUGCCAGCCCAACCCAGCCCCCAAACACAGGGGCAGCCAGAACACCUCUGCACCUCCCCAGGAGGCCAUGCUGACAGUCCUCUCACAGCUACAGUGGCCAAUGAGGCUCCCCCCAGGCACUGUGAUUCUGCGUGUCAAAUGCACACCCAGCCCAGGACCCCCAGCCUUUCACCAACUUCAGCAAAAGCCUUUCACUGAUCCUCCUUGGCCAUCCUUCCUCCACCACCCUGUCACUGUAAGGUUUAUUUUGCCCAAAUAUCUCUUCAAUGUUUUCAAAUUUUUUUCAAAAUGUCUAACUGCUUAAGGACUUGGU
This is a messenger RNA of Heterocephalus glaber (naked mole-rat), 2578 nucleotides long. The record is from RefSeq and is a predicted model, not a curated record. Lineage: Eukaryota; Metazoa; Chordata; Mammalia; Rodentia; Bathyergidae.